UUCAUGCUGAGGUAGUCGUAGAAGGGAGCGGAGAUACGAAACAUUUGCCCAUGUGUUACCCAAACGCUCAGUUACACAUGCCAUCAAAUUCUGUUACACAUACUUGAGUGGUGUGGGAGUAGAAAACUCCACACGGUUAAAGAAACGAAAUGGUCUGGCGCUCGUGGGGCGCGCGCGGUCUCCCCACUUCAGCACUCUGGACAGCGCUCCACCAACUUGGAGACGGCGAAACUUGUUGGAGUUACAUUCUGGAAUCACGACCUUGGAGAUAAACGACGGUGCAAUCAUGGUGGAUAUUAAGUGUAUAUUAUCUACAGGUGCAUGCAAAACGCAAGUGGACUUUUUCAAGUGAGACAUGGACUUUGCGGAAAUUAUCUUCACGUUGUUCAUUGUUGUGGUCGCAAUUGUCUCGUUGUUGUCGAACUUGCUGGUGCUGCUAUGUUUUGUCCAGAGCACCGAGAUCCGCCGACAGGUACCGGGUAUAUUCAUCAUGAACCUGUCUUUUUGCAACAUACUUAUCACCCUUUUAAACAUGCCAUCGACAUUGGUAGGGAUUGUCAGAAACCACCAGCCUUUUGGAGAUUGCCUUUGCCAUACAGUGAGCUUUCUGGAGACCUGUUUGACUGCGAACACUAUGUUGAGUAUGGCAGCACUCAGUAUAGACCGCUGGAUAGCAGUGGUGUUCCCCUUGAGUUACUCCAGUAAAAUGCGCUACAAGGACGCAGUGAUCAUGAUGUGCUACUCGUGGCUCCACUCUCUCACGUUUUCCCUCAUCGCCCUCCUGUUCUCCUGGGUUGACUAUAGCCACAUUUACGCCUCGUGCACAUUGCACUUGAGCGAAGAGAGCGACAGGAUCAAGUUUACAAUUUUCACCGUCGUUUUCCACGCCAGUAGUUUCAUGCUCUCCCUGCUGAUCCUGUGCUUCACAUAUUUGAAGGUGCUAAAAGUUGCACGCUUCCACUGCAAGAGGAUUGACGUUAUAACCAUGCAGACGCUGUUCUUGCUGGUGGAUAUUCACCCAUCUGUGAAACAAAGGUGUCUGGUAGAACAAAAGAGAAGGAAACAGAGAGCCACCAAGAAAAUCAGCAUUUUCAUUGGGUCAUUCAUCAUCUGUUUUGCUCCCUAUGUUAUUACGAGGUUGACCGAGCUGCUUCCCUUCGUGGGAAUCAACCGCCACUGGGGAAUUGUCAGUAAGUGCCUGACAUACAGCAAGGCGGCGUCCGACCCCUUUGCCUACUCCCUCCUGCGUCUACAGUACAAGAAGGUCCUGGUUAGCAUUGUCAACCGGUUGCUGCGUCGUGACCUGUACCCCUCAUCUGGCCACAACAGCUCUCUGGACACAGAGAAUGACUACUCUCUCCAGAGGAUCAGUUAAUGUCACCAUCAUGGACAUAACAAAUAUACCACAGACAGACAGACCCAAAAUAAAGGUUUCCUCAUGGAAAGAGGGAGGUGAGCGAGAGAAGGAAGAGAGCAAGAGAGAGAGAUUGAAGAAAAAGGGAUUGUAGGAAAUAGGAGAGAGCGAGAGAGAGAGAGGGAGGUUGUGGGAGGGGAAGAGGUGGAUGAGGUGGAUAGAAGGAGACAGCAGAAAAACAGGCGGGGUAGACAGUGGAAGAGAGGGCAAGACGGAUAGACUGCACAGAGAAUGAUCGCGUUCAGGGACAUUUGCUCCAGACGAUACUGGUAAACAAGGGAGUCUGAUGAUCCAUGAUUCACUGGCAGAACCACACACACACACACACACACACACACACACACACACACACACACACACACACACACACACACACACACACACACACACACACACACACACACACACACACACACACACACACACACACACACACACACACACACACACACACACACACACACACACACACACACACACACACACGCCCAGAGCCAGAAUCAAAUGAAUCAAUGUUAUUGAAUCAGCCAGGGGUUCGGUCGAUUCAUAAACUCCACAGACUCCACAAGAGUCUGAAUGCUAGUGGGCUUUUAUAACAUAAUAACCUCUUUAUAAAGGAGAUGUCAUAGCCACAUUUACAGACCUCUUGACACCCGUAUAGAAUAUAGGAACGUGCUAUUAAGGUUAUUAAUCUCUCGUGGACAGAUGCACGUAACAUAAAUGGUAGUAGAAGCUGUUGACAGACUGUGGGAUGCCAUGACUAACGAGGAACUUUGUUCCGGUACUCUGAUUUUUCAUCACUGACCACUUGGACAAAUCACGAUUUUGCAGGUGCUCGCAUCGUUCGAAUUUCGGAAGGGGAGGGGACAUUUUGGGCCACAGACUUGCCCAUAAACUGUCUGAGAGUUUUCAUAUAGAGGGGUGGAGACUUUGCUGGUCUCAUUAAUAUAUUUUAUAACACAUCUCCCCCAGAACUUAAUGGAGGAUCUGGCAAAUUUCGCAAGAUGUCUUUUCUGGGGGUCCGAGGUUAUGUCUGUCAACUGGACAGAGUGGAAGAUGGGAAAGCUUUGCUAGCGGCUGACCAGUAGCCAUUCGGGCACUGGUGCAAUUUCAAGGGGCACCAAUUCAUUUCUUGAAGUUAAAAUGUGAACUUUUCAAUGAAUGGUACUUGCUGUGGCAAAUGCUGCCAACUAGAUAACCAUGUUAUGUAGCCUAUGGACUGUGUUUUAGACUACUACUGCAGUUGCUCACAAUUUCACAUCAAUCACUGGAUAUUGAUGCACUUUGUAUUUCUCUCAGAGCUACUAGUUAUAACAGCCAAAGGCAAAUGCCGUCAUGUUUACUAUGGUAGCGUGUUGUAACUGAAUGUACUGCAGGUAUUAAGGUAAUUUUGAAUGAAAUGGAUUUGUACUAUUGUGUAUAUUGUAAUACUUUAUUCUGGCAGGUGAUUGCUGGAAAUGUUGA
Oncorhynchus gorbuscha (pink salmon) is the source of this 2878-nucleotide messenger RNA. RefSeq names its product G-protein coupled receptor 26-like. The transcript has 3 exons. Gene Ontology annotation, cellular component: membrane. The record is from RefSeq and is a predicted model, not a curated record. The coding region runs from base 356 to 1375 and encodes 339 amino acids. NCBI's taxonomy places the organism in Eukaryota, Metazoa, Chordata, Actinopteri, Salmoniformes, Salmonidae. Gene Ontology annotation, molecular function: G protein-coupled receptor activity. Gene Ontology annotation, biological process: adenylate cyclase-activating G protein-coupled receptor signaling pathway.